Saccostrea echinata is the source of this 1809-nucleotide messenger RNA. RefSeq names its product 14-3-3 protein zeta-like. Gene Ontology annotation, cellular component: cytoplasm. The transcript has a single exon. Gene Ontology annotation, biological process: signal transduction. The record is from RefSeq and is a predicted model, not a curated record. Lineage: Eukaryota; Metazoa; Mollusca; Bivalvia; Ostreida; Ostreidae. Bases 75 to 824 code for a protein of 249 amino acids.
CGGUGCAUCGUCGGCCAUCUUCCCAUCCAUCCUUAUAUUCAAACUUGCAGUCGUAUUAGCAGUGGUUUUCUAGAAUGAGCAGCCGGGAAGAGCUUGUGCAAUGGGCCAAGUUUGCCGAACAGGCAGAAAGAUUCGAAGAUAUGGCUGAAGCCAUGAAAAAAGUCACAGAAAGUUUGGCAUCGUCUGAUACUAAAGAACUGACAUCAGACGAGAGAAAUCUCCUAUCUGUAGCCUACAAAAAUGUCGUAGGUUCUCGACGAUCCUCAUGGCGAAUGAUGUCAAUGUUAGAAUCGAAAAUAGAAUCUAAUCCAACAAAGCUUUCUCUUGCGAAAAAGUUCAGGCAGAAAAUUGAGGAAGAACUGGAGAAAAUUUGCUUAGAAGUUUUAGAACUUUUGGAUAAACAUCUCUUAGUCAAUGUAACAUCAAUCGACAGCAAAGUGUUCUUUCUGAAGAUGCAGGGCGAUUAUCAAAGAUACAGGGCAGAGUAUGCUCAUGAAAAGGUUAAGGAUUCCGUCAUUGAAGAAGCACAAAAGUCAUAUCAGCUAGCAUAUGAUACCGCAAAAGCGAACAUGAAUCCAACUCAUCCAAACCGAUUAGGAUUAGCUCUCAACUUUUCUGUAUUCUACUAUGAGAUUAAGAACAAUCCUGAGCAGGCUUGCCAUUUAGCACAACAAGCUUUCGAUGAUGCAAUAGCUGAACUGGACACUUUAGACGAAGAAAUGUACAAGGACAGUACUCUUAUCAUGCAGCUUUUGCGUGACAAUUUGAACCUGUGGACAUCUGAUGCCCAGCAAGAGGGGAAGGGAGAAAAUACUGAAAACUAGUCAUUUUAUUAAUUUUGCUCUGAUUUUACACCUCAAAACUAGUCAUUGACUCUCUGGCAUUUAUUUUGAUAUUAUGAUAAUAUUUGCAUACCUUUAGCUUUAUCAAUGUAGGAAACAUGAAUUUUAGCUGAAUUUUGAUAUUGCAACCAUCAGAGAUGGCAAUUUAUGAACAUUAGUGCAAUAUUUUUUUUUAAGUGGAAUCUCACAAUAAUGGACUAAUGGAAAGCUUUAAUCAUGAUUAUUGUUUUUGAAAAUGUCUAUGUUUACACUGACCGUUUACACUAUUUAUAAAAAAAGGGUUUUUUUUUAAUUAAUUAUAAUGGAGAUGUAUUAUGUACUUUUUUGUCUGAGGACUGCAUAAAGAUAUGACGAUUGAAUCACAGAAUUGAUUUUUUAAAUUCUUUAUAUUUACCAGCUUAGGACCUAGUCUGUUGAAACAUUACUGAUGAUCAUUUAAAUGGAGUAAAAAAAAUACCAAUGAUUUCCAAAUGAGCAUUUUUGAGAAGAUUUGCAAUAAUAUUAUAAAACAGUUUUUUUUUAUAUUCAUGCUAUGACAGUUGUGGGCUUAAAGCCACUGUACACCUACAUUCUCAUUUACAAUAUUUAUUUUCAUUUACAGUUGUGUGCAAUUUCUCAAGAUUAAUUCCUUUUUAUCUUUCCUUGUGUUGACAAUAUUUUCAAUUGUUAUCCUUUUAUAUAAUAAACUGUCAUGUUGGUGUUCAAUGAUCUUUUACCUGUACUUUUUUUUCCCCAAAUAUGAAACAUAAUUUAUGGCAAUUGUGUUCUAUGAAGGAUAGUUGAUUUUAUUUUGUUUGCUUGUUUGUUUUGAUUAGAUUAUACAUGUACAUGUGAAUUUAGAUUGAAAUUAAAUGCAUGUUUAGACAGAAACCGGUUAUCUUUGAAUUGCUUUAGUAAUAACCAAAGUAUGCUGACUGAUUUUUGUAAGUUAUACAUUGUAUGUAUUAAAUUAAUGUUGUAAUAAAAA